Messenger RNA from Cercocebus atys (sooty mangabey), 3979 nucleotides. RefSeq names its product zinc finger protein 449 (gene ZNF449). The coding region runs from base 182 to 1738 and encodes 518 amino acids. NCBI's taxonomy places the organism in Eukaryota, Metazoa, Chordata, Mammalia, Primates, Cercopithecidae. The record is from RefSeq and is a predicted model, not a curated record. Gene Ontology annotation, biological process: regulation of transcription by RNA polymerase II. The transcript has 5 exons. Gene Ontology annotation, molecular function: DNA-binding transcription factor activity, RNA polymerase II-specific; RNA polymerase II cis-regulatory region sequence-specific DNA binding.
AGAUGUAGUCCGCAGCGCAGCCCUGCGCCUGCGCCCUGGGCAGUUGCCGGUGAGCUUGGGAGAACCGUGGGCGCUGAGGCGCUGUAGGUGGCUCCCUCCCACCCCAACGAUUUCAGAGAGAAACGAGUUGGAAUCUGAGAAGUGAGGCUCCAGAUAAACUGUAAACUGCUGGAAGGGGGCGAUGGCUGUGGCCCUGGGUUGUGCAAUCCAGGCAUCCUUGAAUCAAGGCUCUGUGUUUCAAGAGUAUGAUACUGACUGUGAAGUUUUCCGUCAGCGCUUCAGGCAGUUCCAGUACAGAGAAGCAGCUGGGCCUCAUGAAGCAUUUAACAAGCUCUGGGAGCUUUGCUGUCAAUGGCUGAAGCCAAAGAUGCGCUCUAAGGAACAAAUCCUGGAGCUGCUAGUGUUGGAGCAAUUCCUAACUAUCCUGCCCACAGAGAUAGAGACCUGGGUGAGGGAGCACUGCCCAGAGAAUAGAGAAAGAGUUGUGUCACUGAUAGAAGACUUGCAGAGAGAACUUGAGAUACCAGAGCAGCAGGUUGAUAUGCAUGACAUGCUCUUGGAAGAACUGGCACCAGUGGGAACAGCACACAUACCACCAACCAUGCACCUAGAGGCACCUGCACUCCAGGUAAUGGGACCUGCCCAGGAGGCCCCAGUAGCAGAGGCGUGGAUCCCACAGGCAGGGCCACAGGAGCUGAACUAUGGUGCUACUGGAGAAUGUCAGCCCUUUCUGGACCCUGGAUAUCCAUUACCGAAACUUGACAUGAACUUCUCAUUGGAGAAUAGAGAAGAGCCAUGGGUGAAGGAAUUACAGGAUUCUAAAGAAAUGAAACAAUUACUUGAUUCCAAGAUAGGUUUUGAGAUUGGGAUAGAAAAUGAAGAAGAUACUUCAAAACAGAAAAAAAUGGAGACUAUGUAUCCAUUUAUUGUAACUUUAGAGGGGAAUGCUCUCCAGGGUCCCAUUUUGCAAAAAGACUAUGUACAGUUAGAAAAUCAAUGGGAACCCCCCCCAGAGGAUUUACAGACAGAUUUAGCAAAACUGGUAGAUCAGCAGAACCCCACUCUGGGAGAGACACCUGAGAACUCCAACUUGGAAGAACCUCUCAACCCCAAACCCCAUAAGAAAAAGAGUCCAGGAGAGAAACCUCACCGAUGUCCUCAGUGUGGAAAAUGUUUUGCUCGAAAGUCACAACUUACUGGGCAUCAGAGAAUUCAUUCAGGAGAAGAACCUCACAAAUGCCCUGAAUGUGGGAAAAGAUUCCUUCGUAGUUCAGAUCUUUAUAGACACCAACGACUUCAUACAGGGGAGAGACCCUAUGAAUGCACUGUAUGUAAAAAGCGAUUCACUCGGCGGUCACAUCUUAUAGGGCACCAGAGAACCCAUUCUGAAGAAGAAACAUAUAAAUGUCUUGAGUGUGGGAAAAGUUUUUGUCAUGGAUCAAGUCUUAAAAGACAUCUGAAAACUCAUACAGGUGAAAAACCUCAUAGAUGUCAUAAUUGUGGGAAAAGUUUUAGUCGACUGACAGCUCUUACUUUGCACCAGAGAACGCAUACUGAAGAGAGACCUUUUAAGUGUAAUUAUUGUGGGAAAAGUUUUAGACAGAGACCAAGCCUCGUUAUUCAUUUAAGAAUCCACACAGGGGAGAAGCCGUACAAGUGUACUCAUUGUUCUAAAAGCUUCAGACAGAGAGCUGGCCUUAUUAUGCACCAGGUCACUCACUUUAGAGGACUUAUUUAAGAAUCGCUGAAACAGGUCCUACACAAAUUGACACUAACUCAAAAAAAAUCUUAACCUGCAGCAGGCUGUUUGUCUUGGAAGCUUUUGUUUAAGCUUAUAAGAUAGACAGCUAUUUUUUUUUUUUUUUUUGCUAGUUUUAAAACCCAUCUUCCAAGCAAUAUGAAUUUUAGAGUAUUUAUCUAUUCUUGUGAUUUUCUUAGAUUUGAUUUCUUCUGUCAGCACAACUCUUCUUUUUUUAAUUACAAUGAAAAAUUUUGUGUUCCAAGGCAACUGUAUCAUAGGUGUAAACAUAAAGCAUAUAAAUUAUGACAAUCCUUUUAGAGGUAGGGUCAAUAUAGUGGAUAAACAUGUCUAUCAGAUGUAUUGAUUAUAGCAGUACUAUAGUUAUUCUGCUGUCAUUAUUAAAGAUGAUUAUAUUCAUUCAAAGCUUUAGAUGUGUCCCAUGUGGCAAGAAAGGAGACAGUGAAUUUUGUCAAACAAUAAAAAUGUGUCAGGAACACAAGGAUGAAGGGGAUGUCAUUUGCCUGGUAAGAACUGGGUUAUUUCUACUGAAAUUUUUUAUGUUUAAAGAAAUUAAGAUUUUAACCUUUACUUUUGAAUUUUGCAAAGUUUGCUAGUCUGCUUAGUCAGCAGUCUGUGGUAAUGCUGCUAAAAGCAGAGUAUUAAUCUGGUAAUUUAUUUUGUUCACAGAAUAAGUAAGCUCUAUGUCUGGAAGAAUCCAUUUGGCAAUUGAAAUUAUACAAGCAGGAUCUAAUUUAAUUGUGAUUGACUGAAGAACCAGGGUCUUUUGCUCUCCUUUGGUAUUUCACUCUCCUUUGGUAUUCAAUCAUGUGUCUUUCAGUGCUUUUUAAAAUUUUACCCAUUCUUUAAUUUAGUGUCUCCAUAUGUGUGUGUCAUAGAAUACUUAGUUCUGCUAGAUAUUCUGCAAAUAUAUUUGGGAAUUGCUUCCUGCUGUUUCGCCUUCUUAGAUUCAUAGUGCACAUCAGCAUGUGAGAAUCUCUGAGAGGUCUUCUAGAAAGGAGAGAAAAAGCACCUCUUUUGGCUCAAUGUUUUCCAAACUUAUUUGACCCCAAAACCUUUUUCAUAUACCCAAUAAUAAGCUACAGAACUAAUAAUCUGCAAAUGUCUCUUGGAACACACUGCCUUAAACAGAUAUUUCUAUAGCUAUCAGUAUAGUUAAGUUGCUCCCAAGCCUAGUUAUCUCCAGUUGUUUUAAGGGUGUUAUGAAAAAUUCUUAAAAUAUAUAUGAAUUUGUAUAACACACACAGAGACACACACACACAUAUACAUACAUACUACUUUAAGGGGGUGAGGGUCACUAAUUCAGAUAAUUUUUAAGUUGCCUAGUGAUUCUCAAUCUCUUUGAAUUUUACUUAUAUUUACACACACACACAUAUGUAUAUACACAUAUCAUUUUAAGAAGAUGAGGAUCACUAAUUCAGAUAAUUUAUAAGUUGCCCAGUGAUUCUCAACCUCUUUGAAUUUUACUUAUAAUUACAUACACACACACACACACACAUGCACACACGUUGCUACUUAUAUAAAUGUUCUCAUGUAAUCAUGGUAACAGCUCAAAUUCCCAAAGCAAGGGAAGACUUCUCAUUGUCAGUUAAACCUGUUAAAACAUGAAAAUAUUCAUUGAGCCUAGUUCCUUGUUAUAAAAUACAAGAAAUAGGACAUUCAAGCAUUUUCCCUUUAUGAAGAUACUCAGUCAUUCUUUCCUUAAACUACAAUUAGGGAAAGUAUAUCUCUUCUAUUCCUUUGAAGUUCUCGAAAGUGAUGUAAGUACUUUGGGGGUAUCUACUAUGUGCCUAACUAGUCCUAGUCCUGUUCUAGGCUUAGUGGAAGCUAGUAAAGAAAUGUAAUUCAUGGAUCAGGCUCAUAAAGAUUUUAUAAUAUUUUUAGUUAAACAAGAGUUGGGAAACAGGUGGAGAAAAAUGCAAGAGAGUUUGUAAUUAAGUGCCAAUUAUACCAAUUGCUAGACCUAGGAUGUGUCUUUAAUUCUUGUCAUCCAGGUCCUUGUGUGAUGCUGCUAUAAGUCUGGGGCUCAAACUGAUAUCCCAGUAGCAAUAAACGUAUAAUAUGGGAGGAGUCCGAAUGUAGAGAUGAAAAAUACAGAAUGUGAUGGCUUCUCUUUUCUCUCUUGUGGAAUUGCAUUCAAACCAGAACAGUGCCUUAGAAUGGAUGUGCCCAACUGCUCUGUAUUUAUGCAAUAUUUUAAUAAAGCAGAAAUGUAUGUGC